Messenger RNA from Trametes versicolor FP-101664 SS1, 1095 nucleotides. RefSeq lists its product as uncharacterized. Bases 1 to 1095 code for a protein of 364 amino acids. The transcript has a single exon. NCBI's taxonomy places the organism in Eukaryota, Fungi, Basidiomycota, Agaricomycetes, Polyporales, Polyporaceae. The record is from RefSeq and is a predicted model, not a curated record.
AUGGACUCCCUCCCAUUAGAAACGCUGCAACAAAUCCUCGAGCUCGCCUGCACCGAUGGUGGAUCUACAGGGAACGCCCUCUCCCUGACCUCCAAGUAUAUACGUGCCGCCGCCCGUCGCGCUCGCUUCCACACCCUGCGUAUCGCCGCCGACAGCAAUACCUUCGAGGACUUCGUGGCUUUCUUCGGGCGCGAAUGCAACGAUGAACGCAACGGUUCAGGAAGACCUCGCGUCCGUCACCUAUACUUGACACUGGCCCGUCAACAAUACAUCACCCCCGAGACCACACAAUUCCUGCUUUCCCAGCCACAGGCAAUGUUGAGGAUCUUAACAGGUCACGAAGAUGAUGCACCGAUCUUUCCCACCCUGUUCCUCGAGAGGCCUUCAAUGCGCCCCAGCAUGCCCGGCAUACAAGAGCUCCUCCGACUCGUUGCGCCGGACCUGUGGUCACUUGUGGUCUAUACGGCUUGUGGCCAACAGGGUCCCCGAGCCAAGUACCCUAUCCUCAAGCACACGUUUCCCCUUGUACGAGAAGCGGCAUUCAUUGGUCUAGGGGCGACCCAUGUGCUGGACUCCGACGAACAGCGGUCGCCUGUCUUCCCCGUCGCCACGCAUCUACAUCUCUGUCCCCGGGACGAUGUUGAUGGACACGACCUCCACCUAUCCACCUGGUCCGCUCUCGCACCCCGCGUUACGCACCUGCGUGCUUCCGGUAUAGAGGGCCAGAACCACGUUGAAGAGCUCGCGGAAGCAAUGGGAGUGCGUGUGGGGCCUCGGACGUACCCCAGCAUACGCUACCUCUUCAUGGAGCCUGCGCCGCAGCGUUUCACGCACAUUUCAAGGUUAGCGCAUGCCGCGGGAGCGCAAGCGUUUACAUGGAGCGACCGCCUCAAUGACAUUGUCCGCGAAUGUCGCCGCGCGAACAUCAACAUCCAGGUUAGGCUACUCGCAACACCCGACGUCGUCCGGUAUGGCCUGGCAUGUGCUGACGUGCUUGUCGGUGAAUGGAUCGAUCGUGUGGAGGGCAGGGAAGGGUGGUGGAAAGGGUUGGAGUUGAUUAAGACGGGAUCCCUACAGGGAAGCCCUGGUUUAUGA